AUGUCUUCAAUUUUCAUCAAUGCCCCGUCCUCAUCGUCUUCAAUGAAGCGCACCUACCCACCAUCCCGCAAUAAACCAUCAAUAGAAGAGCUGAAACAGGGUAACUGCAAUCCCACACGGAACAAACGAAGCCAUCCCAGAGUGAUUCGCACGAGCUCAGCUUCUCUCCGCUUGGGACGUCGCUGCCGCCACUCUAGGUCUCUGCAUUCACGGAAGGAAGUUGUAACAAAAAUGGGUAAGGGAAAACCGAAGGCUGAUGGUAAACCGAAGACUGAUGGUAAUGGGAAACCGAAGGCUGAUGGUAAUGAAGUUAGAACUGGGUGGAAAGAUCCUAAAGAAUUAAAAGCUUAUUGUGAUUUGUCUGCUGCCCAAGUCCUAGACGGCAAGAAGCAUAAUGGAUUUUUGAGAAAGGAAGGGGUUGAUGAAGUGAUUGAGCAGUUAGGUGAAAUGGGAAAAGUGGUGACUCCCACGCAGUUUAAAAACAAAUGGGAUCAUCUGAGAAAGUGUUGGAAGACUUGGAAGGAGUGUUUUAGUGAGACUGGGUUAGGUUAUGAUCCUGUAACUGGGGUUAUUCACAUGACUGAUGAGUGGUGGACCCGAAAGAUUCAGGCAUGUCCCAAGGCGGCAACUUAUAAAAACAAACCAUUGCCGAAUAUUAAGUCCAUGGAAAUCAUGUUUGAAGGCACGAUUGCAACGGGAAAACAUGCGUUCUGCACAAGUGGUGAAAUACCAAAUGAUUGCACCGAAGGGUUUGGGGACUCCGCUGAUAGCAAAGAAUUUGUUGACCCCCAAUGUGAACCCUCUGCGAACUCAGUUGACCCAAUGGAAGUUGAAGGGCCAGCAUCGUCUAGAGCAAGACCAGCAGUGAAUAAGGGGAAGGGCCUGGCAAGCGGUUUUCAACUUUUUAGGGGAAUUUGCAAGAAACCAAGAAAGAAGCGUUCAACCAUGCAAGAGAUGUCUGACUCUUUGAAGAGCAUGUCAGAUGUUAUUGUUGAAAGUAGAAGCGUAAGUACGCACAAUACACCAUUUCGCACCACAUCAGCUAAUGAGAUGCAAGCAAUUAUGGACAUGGUGUUAACUCUUCCUGGGGUGCAAGCGGGUGAUCGUCUUCAUAUGUUCAGCACCUUCUUCUUCAUGAAUAACGUAGAUGGUAGGAACAUGUUUGCAGCUAAUGUUGAGAGGAAGGAGGUCCAGCUGAGGUGGCUAGAGAAGCAGUACGAAAUGAACCCUCAGUUUCAUGUUCUUUGAAGGAAAGGGGCUUGUCUACAUCCCUAGUUGCUUAUCCUUAUGUACCUCUUGGUGUUGUAGCGAUCGGAUUAUUUUUAUGUA
Messenger RNA from Quercus robur (English oak), 1329 nucleotides. Its product is annotated as L10-interacting MYB domain-containing protein-like. Bases 1 to 1248 code for a protein of 415 amino acids. The transcript is spliced from 3 exons. NCBI's taxonomy places the organism in Eukaryota, Viridiplantae, Streptophyta, Magnoliopsida, Fagales, Fagaceae. The record is from RefSeq and is a predicted model, not a curated record.